AUGGGUGAUGAAGAUGCGCAUGUUUCUAGGAGCGAGGACAGCGCGAGAGGCGCAAAUCACCCGCGAGCGGCUGUCCGACGAUGAGAAACAUGUGACCGCCGUUUGGUUGCUCAGACACAGCUCCACUUGCCCGGAUUAUACACAGCAGAGGUCUCCAUCUCCCUGAUACUGAGACAGGGACACCGCUGAGAGAGGAAGAUGGACACCACGGACCAAGGUGCUCAGAUAGAGCCGCUGCUACCGACGGUCAAUUCUUCGUUUGGGUCAUCCGUUGGGCAUCGAAGUUUGAGGAAUGAUGACGAGGCGGUGGUGGACCGAGGUGGAACACGGUCCCAACAGGGAACCAACUUUGGCCAGGAGGAUCUUGAAGGCCACAGGACGCUCUACAUCGGGGUCCACGUCCCCUUGGGCAGUACCAGGCACCACAGCCAUCGCAGGUCUCAUCACCAUGGAAACAAACACAGGAAAAGGAGCAGGGACCGGGCCCCCACCUUGGUGGAGGGUAGUGAGUCUCCUAUUUAUGACACUCCCUCCCAGAGAGUGCAGUUCCUGCUGGGCACUGAGGAUGAUGAUGAGGAGCAUAUUCCUCAUGACCUCUUCACAGAGAUGGAUGAAAUCUGUGUGCGAGAUGGAGAAAAUCCUGAGUGGAGGGAAAGUGCCAGGUGGCUGAAGUUUGAGGAGGACGUGGAGGACGGAGGAGAGCGAUGGAGUAAACCCUACGUCGCCACGCUGUCUCUACACAGCCUGUUCGAGCUGCGGAGCUGCAUUAUCAACAGCACGGUGCUGCUUGACAUGAGGGCUAAUAGCAUUGAAGAGAUUGCAGAUAUGGUCCUGGAUCACCAGGAGUUAUACUCACCACUGGGAGACGAUCUCAGAAAUAGAGUGCGUGAGACACUGCUGAAGCGGCACCAUCACCAGAACCACAAGAAGCUGGCCAAUCGCCUGCCGAUUGUACGCUCCAUUGCUGACAUGGGUCGACGGACAUCGGACCUCCACCUGGACAAGAAUGGUCAGAUGACAGCCUCCCAGUCUCAUUUAGCGGGUCCAGACGGGAAAGGGGACUUUAGUAGAGAGAACAGUUCUGUGGACUUCAGCAAGAUAGACCUUCAUUUCAUGAAGAAGAUCCCAGCAGGGGCUGAGGCGUGUAACGUGUUGGUGGGAGAACUGGAAUCUCUGAACAAGCCGGUGGUGGCAUUUGUCCGUCUUUCACCGGCGGUCAUGCUCAGUGGGCUGGCUGAAGUCCCCAUCGCCACAAGGUUUCUGUUUAUUCUUUUAGGUCCCUUGGGUAGAGCGCCUCAGUACCAUGAGAUUGGAAGAUCCAUUGCAACACUUAUGACAGAUGAGGUGUUCCAUGAUGUUGCUUAUAAAGCUAAAGACAGAAAUGAUCUGAUCGCUGGGAUUGAUGAGUUCCUCGAUCAAGUAACAGUCCUGCCUCCAGGAGAGUGGGACCCAUCCAUACGGAUAGAACCACCCAAAAAUGUACCUUCUCAGGAGAAGAGGAAGAAAAGUAACAUUUUACCAAACGGAUUAAUAGAGGGCGAUGAGGAAGAGGAGGAAGGUGGCCAUGGGGGUAAAGAACUGCAGCGUACUGGAAGGUGGUUUGGUGGUCUUUUCCUAGACAUCAAACGCAAGGCACCCCACUACCUGUCCGACUACACUGAUGCUGUUAGUUUACAGUGUGUGGCCUCUUUCCUUUUCCUCUACUGUGCCUGCAUGUCUCCUGUCAUCACCUUUGGAGGACUCCUGGGCGAGGCAACAGAAGGACGCAUAAGUGCAAUUGAGUCACUGUUUGGAGCCUCACUGACUGGAAUAGCCUAUUCCCUGUUUGCUGGGCAGCCCCUCACCAUUCUGGGCAGCACUGGGCCGGUACUUGUGUUUGAAAAGAUAUUGUUCAAAUUCUGCAAGGAGUAUGGCUUGUCCUACUUGUCUCUGAGAACCUGCAUUGGUCUCUGGACAGCGACCCUCUGCAUCAUUCUGGUGGCUACAGAUGCCAGUUCCCUUGUUUGUUACAUCACACGUUUUACAGAGGAAGCCUUCGCCUCACUCAUCUGCAUCAUCUUCAUCUACGAGGCCUUGGAGAAACUUGUCCACUUGGGAGACCACUAUCCCUUUAACAAGAACAACAACCUCGACAAACUCACCAUGUACUCAUGUUCGUGCGUUGAGCCUUCUGACCCCACCAAUGCCACCCUGAAGUAUUGGGAGAUGACUAACGUCACUGCCUCAGAAAUCUACUGGGAAGCACUGGAGGCCAAGGAUUGUAUUGAAAACCGCGGUGAGUUUGUGGGCAGCGCCUGCGGCCCUAAUGGACCCUAUGUUCCUGAUGUCCUCUUCUGGAGUACCCUGCUAUUCUUUUCCACCGUCUUUAUGUCCGCCUUUCUCAAGGAGUUCAAGUUCAGCAAUUACUUUCCCACAAAGGUGAGAUCCAUCAUCAGUGACUUUGCGGUUUUUUUCACCAUCCUAACCAUGGUCUUAGUUGACUAUGCCCUAGGGAUCCCCUCUCCAAAACUAAAGGUUCCCAGCGUGUUUAAGCCAACCAGAGAUGAUCGAGGUUGGUUCAUCCACCCUCUGGGGCCCAACCCCUGGUGGACCACAAUCAUUACAGUGUUCCCAGCUCUGCUGUGCACUAUCCUCAUCUUCAUGGACCAGCAGAUCACAGCUGUCAUCAUCAACAGAAAGGAACACAAACUCAAGAAAGGCUGUGGGUACCACCUAGAUCUGUUCAUGGUGGGGGUGAUGCUCGGCGUGUGCUCUUUGAUGGGCUUGCCCUGGUUCGUAGCGGCCACCGUCCUCUCCAUCAGCCACGUCAACAGCCUGAAGCUUGAAUCAGAGUGCUCAGCUCCUGGAGAGCAGCCCAAGUUCCUCGGCAUCAGAGAGCAACGCUUUACCGGCCUCAUGAUCUUCGUCCUCAUGGGCUGCUCCGUCUUCAUGACAUCUGUGCUGAAGUUCAUUCCGAUGCCUGUAUUGUACGGAGUAUUCCUUUACAUGGGGGCAUCUUCUCUCAGAGGCAUUCAGUUCUUUGAUCGUCUGAGACUGUUCGCCAUGCCAGCUAAACACCAGCCGGACUUCAUCUAUCUACGCCAUGUACCUCUGAGGAAGGUGCACCUCUUUACCGUCAUCCAGCUCAGCUGUUUGAUUCUGCUCUGGGUCAUCAAGACCUCCAAGGCUGCUAUUGUCUUUCCCAUGAUGGUGUUGGCUCUGUUGUUUAUCCGGAAGCUCAUGGACUGUUUCUUCACCAAGAGAGAGUUGAGCUGGCUGGAUGACCUCAUGCCAGAGAGCAAGAAGAAGAAGAUUGAGGAUGCUGAAGAGGAGGAGGAGCAGAGUAUACUGGCAGAAGAUGAGGGAGUCGUGCAAGUGCCAUUAGCAGAAAACAAGGGAAUACCCAUCAUCAAUAUCACAGAUGAAAUGUCAAAAGGUUCUUUUGGAAAUACUUGGAUGGGCAACAGCUAA
Messenger RNA from Cyclopterus lumpus (lumpfish), 3450 nucleotides. It is a transcript of the gene slc4a10b, whose product is annotated as solute carrier family 4 member 10b. The record is from RefSeq and is a predicted model, not a curated record. Gene Ontology annotation, molecular function: monoatomic anion transmembrane transporter activity; sodium:bicarbonate symporter activity; solute:inorganic anion antiporter activity. NCBI's taxonomy places the organism in Eukaryota, Metazoa, Chordata, Actinopteri, Perciformes, Cyclopteridae. Gene Ontology annotation, cellular component: basolateral plasma membrane; plasma membrane. Gene Ontology annotation, biological process: transmembrane transport; bicarbonate transport; monoatomic anion transport.